AUGGGCGGCCGCGCCGCGUCGGAGCCGCCCAAUGCGGCGGCGGCGGCGCGCACGCCGGACCUUCCGGACGACAUCGUAGAGCGGAUCGCGCUCGCGUGCGUCCGCGGCGGCGGCCUGCGCGAGUGGUGCCGCGGCUGGCGCGGCGUCUCUCGACGCUACGCGCCGCUCGCGUGGUUCGAGUCGCACGUCCGCGGCGGCGUGCCGAUGACGGUCGUGCCGUCCGCGGCGACGCCGACGGUGCAGACCGGCGUCGCGUACGCGCGCGCGUGCGCGGCGUCGCACGUCGCGCGACUCGCGUCGUGCGAGAAGAUCACGCUGGACGACGACGACGACGAGGAAGUCAUCGCGACGGGGCCGAUCGUACUCGUCCGCGAGGGCGUCCAUGCCGAGAACGUGCGCGUCACGCGGAGCUGCGCGGUGAUCGGCUUCGGCGAGCGCUCGAAGUGCGUCGUCGAGGGCACGGGGUGGGAGCCCGCGCUCGCGUUCGCGGGGCUGGGGACCGCGGAGGACGGGAACGCGUUCGGGGACGACAAGCCGAGAAUGCGAGAGGCGGGGAGGGUUCGCAUCGGAAAUCUGGAGUGGGUAGUCACCGACACGGGCGAGAACGCGUUCGCGUCGAAUCUGACGCUCAGGGUCAAGAACGGCCUUCAAGCGUACGCGGUGAUCGUCGUGAACGGCCGCCCGCGGUUCGAACGAUGCGCGCUGCGAGGCGGGAUCUUGGUGUUGGGCCACGGGACGUCGCCGAGGAUGUCGAGGUGCGACGUGAGGGGCUCUCGCGGCGCCGGCGCGAAAGUAACGGAUCACGCGACGCUACGCGUUCGCGACGGCGAGGUCACGAAUAAUGCCGGGAACGGGUUCUUGAUCGAGCGCGGCGGGCUCGCGGAGAUAUCCGGGACGUCCGUGCUCGCGAACGGCAGGGAGGCGGUGCUGCACACGCCGGACACGGUCGGCGUGGAGCUCGUCGGGGACGACAACGACGUCCCGGCGUGCCGCGUGCGCUUAGGGAUGAAGAAGCCGGGUUCGACGGAAGCCGACGCCGACGCCGACGCCGACGACCCUCCCCGCGUCGCGGUGUCGAUACGGCCGAACGUGCGGCGGCUUCGACGCGGCGUCGAGCUCGAGACGCACCUGCACGGGGAGCUCCCGGACGCGAGGUGGUUCGAGCACAACAGAGAGGUGCGCGCGGUGAGAGGGUUCGAAAUGGGACCGGAGGACGCGGCGUCCGACGACGACGUCGUCGAAGAAGGCGCGGCGCGCGCCGCCGCCGUCGUGCACGAGGAGGAGGACGACGCGUGGAUGAACGGCUGGAUGCACGCGUGA
Molecule: messenger RNA, 1320 nt
Organism: Micromonas pusilla CCMP1545
Lineage: Eukaryota; Viridiplantae; Chlorophyta; Mamiellophyceae; Mamiellales; Mamiellaceae
Exons: 1
Coding region: 1-1320 (439 amino acids)
Source: RefSeq, a predicted model, not a curated record